AUGGUUUUUAUGGCAUACGGUGUGAAUGUCCCUCAGACUUGCGCUAUCCUCCUUUCGCUACUAUCUUCGCUUUCUUCUCAUGGAUCCUGUGCGGUUUUACUGAGUAGCGAGUGGACCCCAACAAUUACGGGUUAUCAGCCAACAUAUCCCCCUUCUGGACUGCCGAAUGAUAACAGCGUGUGA
Alternaria arborescens is the source of this 183-nucleotide messenger RNA. RefSeq lists its product as hypothetical. The transcript has a single exon. The record is from RefSeq and is a predicted model, not a curated record. NCBI's taxonomy places the organism in Eukaryota, Fungi, Ascomycota, Dothideomycetes, Pleosporales, Pleosporaceae. The coding region runs from base 1 to 183 and encodes 60 amino acids.